Messenger RNA from Dendroctonus ponderosae (mountain pine beetle), 2436 nucleotides. RefSeq names its product synaptotagmin-11. Gene Ontology annotation, cellular component: axon; membrane; synapse. Gene Ontology annotation, molecular function: calcium ion binding; clathrin binding; calcium-dependent phospholipid binding. Gene Ontology annotation, biological process: vesicle fusion; cellular response to calcium ion; calcium-ion regulated exocytosis. The record is from RefSeq and is a predicted model, not a curated record. NCBI's taxonomy places the organism in Eukaryota, Metazoa, Arthropoda, Insecta, Coleoptera, Curculionidae.
UAAACUACCCAAUCAUCGGGCUGUGUAUUGGAGGUGUGGUGUUUGGCGUUUUGGUAUUGGUCAGCACGUAUUAUUGCUACCAGAGGCGUAGGCGACUACGCGCCAAAAGAAACGGCCCCGACCAGCCUCUGGCUUUCCAUUCCCAUCGCAGGCCGACAGCUGUUAAGUCUCCUGCAGGGGCCGGUCCUGGAACCGGUACCCACUACCUGAAGAAGAGCCCCAGCCCUACCGGCAUCUCCAAAACGCCCCCUGGGAUAUCUGCCCCUCAUACCCCCAGUCCUACUGGCACCGUGGGCCCUCUGGAAAGCGGCGUCUCCAGCCAUCAGCCCUUUGAACCCAAACCGGAAAAUCAGAUUUCAAAGGACAAUUGCUCGACCGAAAACGAGCGCCAAUCGCCCACCAAAGAAGAGCAGGAGACCAAUGAGAAAAAUCUGCAGCAAAGCGCUGCCUACUUGGGACAGCUGGUCUUCAAAUUGAGGUACAAGCACGAUAAGAACGCAUUGAUCGUCUCAGUGGUGAGAUGCAAGGAUCUACCGGCAAAGGAUCCUAACACUGGAUCAAGCGAUCCUUACGUGAAGCUUCAGCUGCUUCCGGACAAACAACACAAGGUCAAGACCAGGGUCUUGAGAAAGACUCGCAACCCUGUGUACGAUGAGGACUUUACCUUCUACGGAAUCAGCUUCAAUCAGCUGCCCAGCAUCACGUUGCACUUUGUCGUUCUGAGCUUCGAUCGCUACAGCCGCGACGAUAUUAUCGGGGAAGUCUUCUGCGCUCUGAGCAACGUAGACAUUGCUCAGAUCGAGACUCAGCAACUGGCACUAUGCCGUGAGAUACAGCCCAGAAGCUUGAAGAUAAGAUCCCAAGGACGAGGCGAACUUCUUGUGUCCCUCUGCUGGCAACCAGCAGCCAACCGGCUGACUGUCGUCAUUCUCAAAGCCCGAAAUUUACCAAAAAUGGACGUAACAGGCUUGGCUGAUCCCUACGUGAAGAUCUACCUGCUCUACAACGGACAGCGGAUCGCCAAGAAGAAGACCCACGUGAAGAAACGAACCCUGAUGCCGGUUUUCAAUGAAAGUUUCGUUUUCGACGUGCCGGCCAAUGGACAAACCCUAGAUGGAAUCAGCCUGGAGUUUCUGCUGCUCGACUGGGAUCGAGUGACCAAAAAUGAGGUAAUCGGUAGGUUGGACUUAGGAGGAGCAAAAUGCACCGGAUCGGCCCUCACUCACUGGAACGAGGUCUGCAACUCGCCAAGAAGACAGAUUGCCGAUUGGCAUAAACUCAAAGAGUAAACCCGAUCGAGGCUGGUUGAUUCCGUUUCAAAACCAAUUUUUUAAGCUUCAAAUGCCAAUUCUACAUCUUUUCGACUGGUUUUCAAUUUUGUAUGCACGAUUUUACAUGGUGAGCGCGUAACUGUUAUCGAUGUUUUAGACACAUUCCCAUACUAAUCUCAAAGUGUAACAUAUUAGCUGAUUUGUUGGCACUCAAAAUAGAUAUGUAAGUGUAUAGUGAGCACCUCAAUUUCCAUGCCAUUUAUCUUAUGGCAACGACCGGGCUUUGUUUGAGUGGAAUCCACACUUUUCUCGUUUCGUAUUGAAGUUAAAUCAUAUUAGGUUGAAAGGAGAAAAUUAGAUCAAUCAAGAUAUCAAUACAAAACAAUGAACUUGAAUUGAAUUUAAAACUAAACUUAAUAGGAAACGCCUAAAAUUUGGAAAAUCAAUUUUAACCAGCACGCAAUUAUAAAGAGAUGUUUUACCGUAAUUUGUUGGAAAAGGUUUGUGAUAGUAAGAGAAAUUAGUACGUUAAUAUAUGAUGUAAAAAAGUACCAACCCGAAGGACUUAUACUAAAAGAUUACCAAUCGUAGAUGUAUGGCGAGAACACGAAUCUAUAGAGCUUUACUUAUGGUUUAAAUAGAUAAUAAUUAAUGUAAGAUCUUGUUUAGCACGUAGGAUAGUAGGCUUAAGGACUUGCUGUUUGAAUAUACUGAGUUUCCAACUCUCGUUUAUACAUUAUAUUUAUAAUCCAGUUGAUCACAAAGUAUAUUUUUGUAAUUUAGACAAAGCUCUGGCUUCACUUUACGACAACGCACAUUUUCAUCCAGCAAUGUGUUUUUCAUUUAUUUCCAGUUAGAACCGAGCUUUCUAACUUCACGGGUUAGAACAGCAAACGGUAGCUUUUAGGAAUCAAAUAUAACUUUCUUUAAAUGAAAAGCUAUAUUAAUUAACCAUUACGUGGUAUAAAAGAUAUAAAUAUAAUUUUUUUUAAUGAACACUACGAAGUAUUGGAUAUCUAAACUAACUAACUAAACAAAUGUAAGUAUAGAUUCUAGGCUUAUAUAUUGUAUUAUUUUUGUAUUUAGUUGCUGUUGUUUUUCUAGUUUAGCCAAAUUACAACCCUGUACAUAUAAAAGACACCAAAUAAAUGUUGAAAAAAAAUCA